AUGUACAACGUGUCUGCCGAAAGCGACAGGCAGCGAACGCUUCUGCUCAGCGUCCGCAAAACCAACCGCAAAACCAACAGCAAGACCAACUGGCGGGAGCAGGCGCUGCGCCGCCGAAAGGUGGCCGACUGUCAGAUCAUUGGCUGUGUCAUCACCUCCGGACUGCUGAUCCUGCUCGCCGGACUCGGCAUGUUCCUCGCGGCCUGGUUCGUCCUCGGCAAGGACGACCCGUUCAUCCUUAUUGGUCCCGUGUUCGCCGGCUGCGGUAUCGUGGUGCUUCUGCUCAGCGUGGAGGUAUGCGUUCGACGCCAGAAGGUCAUCAAACUGACAGAGGACCUUAGCUCAGAUGAUGAAGGGGACGGCCACUACAUCGACGAGGGCCUGGUCAACUACGGGUUCGGCAACUACUCCGGCGACCCGGCACCGGCCGCCAUAGUCACCAAGUCGCCCAAACGGUCACCGAUUAUCGUCAAGCCCUCUGCUGACGCCGAGUAUAAGCCGUCGUUUGAUGUAGAAGGCCGCCUCCGACCCGAGGACCGGCCCCAAGUGAACAUCCUGGCGCCCACGCCGGACGCCUCGGAAGAAAUCCUAGACGUCUCCAUGACCCAGGAGCACAUCGAGCUCCUGCUAUCCCCACAGGGGGGCCGCGGAUAGCUAGCCGUGCCCACCGAGGAGAGCCUGCUGCGGGAGCGUCACAGGAAACAGGAGGAGGAGCGGAAGGAGCGCCUGGAGCAGGAGCGGGCCGACCGCCGCAGGAGGCGGCUGAGGGUCCGCCUGCCAGUCGAGGAUGAGGAGGAGAAGGAGGAUGUGCCCAGUAGUAUCACAGAACCAGAGGACCGACUGAGGGUCAUCAAUGAGAUUAUUGAGAUGACCUCCGCGGACGCUGGUGAAGGUAGGGAGACGGACGGCGGCGCUGGUGGUGUUGGUGACUCCUCUGGUGUUGGUGAUGAGGUGGUGAUUGUGGACGAGACAGCUCGCUCCCCUGUGGACGGCAGGGUGCGACUGGCACCCCUGGAUACGUCGCCACCUAGUGUGAAUCGGUGGCUGGACUCGGCCCGAAAACGGAGGUGACUCGAUCGGGACAGAGUGACAUGGAAUAAUAGUGCUGUGUGCUUUCUCCGUGUAAGGUUCGUUACAUUCCCCCUUGAUGCGACAACGGUGGUUUUUGUCACCGAUAUCGUUCACAGGCACGGUUCUCCUCUCUACUACACAACUAAGCGCUGGAAGAAGACGGUAUCAACGCAAUGAGAACGUUGUGGAUGCGAAGACGUGGCGUGUGAACACAAUGGCACCAGGAAUGCUGGACACAGCGGUGCCUUUAGAUUCUUCAGCUAGUGUUAGUUACCAUGCUAUGGACUCGGUAUACAGACGUUCUUAGCAGUAUCGGAUAUCCAUACAUUCGUACCUACUUGACAAGUCUGUGCAAAAAAGAGCAGUGUUCUAUCUUUUAUUUGAUUGCGAAGCAUCUUGACAACAUCGCAUGAUAGGUGGUAGUGUUGGAACAUCACAAUGCUGAUCGAUAUUUCAUGAUUUCAAUGUUUCAGAAUAACCUAGAUGUAGGCUUCGCCUCUUUUCCCUGUAUUCCACCCCAUUCGCACAAUCCGUAUAAACGAACUUGGUUUCUGCAAAGGUUAUUAUACAGUUUGAUGAUGCUGAUGUCAGACUGAGGCUGAGCGUUACGCCAACA
This is a messenger RNA of Amphibalanus amphitrite, 1687 nucleotides long. RefSeq lists its product as uncharacterized. The coding region runs from base 1 to 654 and encodes 217 amino acids. The transcript is spliced from 5 exons. Lineage: Eukaryota; Metazoa; Arthropoda; Thecostraca; Balanomorpha; Balanidae. The record is from RefSeq and is a predicted model, not a curated record.